This is a messenger RNA of Coffea arabica (coffee), 1095 nucleotides long. RefSeq names its product F-box protein At5g07610. The record is from RefSeq and is a predicted model, not a curated record. Gene Ontology annotation, molecular function: protein binding. NCBI's taxonomy places the organism in Eukaryota, Viridiplantae, Streptophyta, Magnoliopsida, Gentianales, Rubiaceae.
AUGGUAUGUGCUUCAGCUGAAGCAAUUGAAUCUUGUGAUGAAAUCUUGAUUCAGAUUCUAAAACAUUUACCUGCAAAAUCCCUUUUCCGUUUUAAGUUAGUUUCCAAGAGAUGGUCGUCUCUUAUUUAUGAUCCCUUCCUUAAAUCAAUUUGGAAGCCGAGAGUGUCAGGCCUCUUCAUCCAGAUAUCUACCAAGAAAACUUGCAAAACCAAGCAUGAGUACAUCCAAGUGGAAGCCAAGCUGCCUAAUAGUCUCCAAGACAAUCUCAGUUUUCUGAAUUCUGAUGGAAACAGCAUCUGUGGUACUGAGAUCUUGAGCUCUUGCAAUGGAUUGUUUCUGAUCCUUUGUAAAAAAGGCAGUAAACUUUUCUACAACCACAGGUACUAUAUAUGUAAUCCAACAACCAAAGAGUAUGUUGCAGUUCCAUGCCCUGAAAGGCGUAGCGCGUGGAAGGAAGUGAAUAUGUUUUUGGCGUACGAUCCUUCCGAAUCAAUAGCUUACAAAGUGGUAGCAAUCAGCUUUCUUCGCAGAUCACAGAUUUUUGUCAAUAUGUAUUCUUCAGAGAGCAAGUCAUGGAAAGGCAUGGAAGGAGUUCCGUUAGGUGAUGUUUGUUUCAACUUGGGAGUUUAUUUUGAUGGCUCCAUCCUCUGGCCAGCACUAACGUCAGAGGAAUCGCAAUGUUUUAAUGUUUCCUCAGAAGUUUUCCAGCGAUUUGCAAUGCCUCCGCUGCAAAAGAGUAAUCAGCAAAGAAAGCUGAAACAUUUUGGAAAGACUAAUGAAGGCCAUUUAUGCCUAAUCGUGGGAUCCAACUCUGAUGCUAAUAUGCUCUUUGUCCAUCAGAUGAAGCGUGGCCAGUUCAACUGGUCUGUGAAGUACCAUGUUGAUCUUACCAGCCUUGCUUCAGCUUUCCAUGUUCUUUACAUAGCUAGCAACGAAGAUGAGGUAUCAUCCAUGAUUUUACUUGUAAAAGGCAGAGCCAUGUCGCACGAGUUCAAGGAUAAAACCUACAAGGAGCUCCAGAAGAUAGCGCUACCUGAUCAGAAAUGCUUAGUUGUACAUCAGUUGAUUGAAAAUCCAUUCUGCUUGCUCAACUAA